Molecule: messenger RNA, 3390 nt
Organism: Populus nigra (black poplar)
Lineage: Eukaryota; Viridiplantae; Streptophyta; Magnoliopsida; Malpighiales; Salicaceae
Product: putative disease resistance RPP13-like protein 1
Exons: 4
Coding region: 1-3390 (1129 amino acids)
Biological process (GO): defense response to other organism
Molecular function (GO): ADP binding
Source: RefSeq, a predicted model, not a curated record
AUGCAAAGAUCGGAUCUUGUUCGAUCUGCAUCUGCACUCUUUCUGUUAGUGAAAGGCUCCAACCCUACUGUCGAAGGCUGUCCAAUUCAAAUUGAUAACAUGCUAGGACUCGAACGGAUAGAACCGCACUACCCCUUUACUGCUUUAUUUUUGAAAUCCCACAUUGAUAUAUUCCAUGGCUGUGAUCGGGGGAGGUAUGAACCUUCUUCAAAUGUCAUAAGCUUCUUCAAAUGUCAUAAGCUCGAUGAUGGAUUGUUGGAGAAGCUGACAGGGACACUGAAUGCUGUUAGUGAGUUGCGUGAUGACGCUGAGGAGAAGCAGCUGAUCAAGCCAGAUGUGAAGAAUUGGCUCGAUGGGGUUAAGGAUGCUGUCUAUGAAACCGAAGACUUGUUGGAUGAGAUUGGUUAUGAAGCUCAGCGAUCAAAGUUUGAAGGUUACUCUCAAACCAGCAUGGAUCACGUGUGGAACUUCUUGUCUUCCAAACUCAAUCUUCUUAGCAAGAAGGAGAAGGAGACGGCAGAGAAGUUAAAGAAGAUUUUUGAGAAACCUGAGCGUGCAGUAAGACAUAAGGGUGAUCUUCGUCCGAUAGAAGGUAUUGCUGGAGGAAAACCAUUGACAGAGAAAAAAGAUCCUCUGCCGGAUGAAUUUCAUGUUUAUGGAAGGGAUGCUGAUAAGGAAGCUAUAAUGGAGCUCUUAAAAUUGGACCAUGAAAAUGGCCCAAAAGUAGUUGCAAUUCCUAUAGCGGGUCUUGGUGGGGUUGGAAAAACCACUCUUGCUCAGAUUGUCUACAAUGACAGGAGAGUAGAGCAAAUGUUCCAGCUGAAAGCAUGGUUUUGGGUUGAUGAACAAUUCAAUGUGUCCAGGGUAAUUGAGGAUAUGCUUAAGGAGGUCAAUGCAAAGAUUAUUGCUAACAAGGAAGCAGAUGAGCUUCUAAAGGAGGCGUUGGAGGGGAAAAAGGUUUUCCUUGUUCUAGAUAAUGUUUGCAGCAUUGAGUACAAUGAGUGGCACAAGUUAUUGCUAUCUUUGCAGGAUGUGGAGAAAGGAAGCAAGAUCAUUGUAACAACGCACACUGAAAAUGUGGCAAAAGCCAUCGAAACUGUCAUCCCCCCUCAUCCUGUGGAUGGAAUAACAGAUGAGGAGUGCUGGUUGUUGUUUGCUAACCAUGCAUUUGGUGGCAUAAAUUCCACUGCAGAGUCACACUUGGAAGAACUUGGUAGAGAAAUAGUGAGCAAGUGCAAAGGACUUCCUUUGGCUGCAAGAACACUUGGGGGUGUUUUUCACUCUAAAACAGAUUAUAAGGAAUGGGAGAUGAUAGCAAAGAGUAGCAUUUGGAGUCUGUCAAAUGAAAACAUUCCUCCAGCUCUAAAACUGAGCUAUUAUCAUCUCCCUUCCGACGAAAAACAGUGCUUCUCCUACUGUGCUAUUAUCCCCAAGGGAAGCACAUUUCGAAAGGAUCAAUUAAUCAUGUUAUGGAUGGCAGAGGGCUUCCUCGGAAAGGAGGACAUGGAAGAUAGAGGCAACGAGUACUUCGAUGAUCUCGUAUCGAGAUCAUUAUUUCAACAAUCAAGAGAUGAUCCAUCAAGUUUCAUCAUGCAUGACCUCAUAAAUAACUUAGUUCAGUAUGUGUCUGGAGAGUUUUGCUUCAAGGUAGGGGAAUUUGGUUCGUCUAAGGCUCCGAAAAAGACUCGUCAUUUCUCACAUCAACUUAAAGAUUAUAAUCAUGUCUUGAAGAUUUUUGAGGAUAUUCAUGAAGUCCCACCUUCGCGCACCUUUGUAUCCAUGUCAGAUGAAAGUAAAUUCCACAUAGAUUUGGAUGAAAAGGUAUUGCAUGAUUUAUUGCCAAUGUUGAAUCGUCUACGGGUGCUUUCUUUGUCUCGACAGUACUGGGAGUUGUACACCCUUGAGAAAAUUGUAUGGAUAACUCCAUUUCUGGAUUCAAUUGGCAACUUGAAACAUCUGCGGUACCUGGACCUUUCUGCAAUGAACAUGACGAGGCUACCCGAAAAGAGCAAGAAGCACCUUGAGAAGUUGCGUUUCUCAUGGGAUGGUCGCACUGGUGACUCACAGCGGGGGAGAGUCGUACUUGAAAAACUAGAGCCUCAUUCAAAUGUGAAGAGUCUUGUCAUUUGUGGUUAUGAAGGUAGACUGUUUCCAGAUUGGGUAGGAGACUCUGCCUUCUCAAAUCUAGCAACAUUGACACUUAAUCAAUGUAAAAAUUGCACCUCCUUACCAUCACUUGGGCAGUUAUCAUCUCUCAAGCAGCUCUGUGUCAUGUCCCUCGACAGAAUCGUGGCUGUUGGUUCUGAGUUCUAUGGAGAUAGUGAUGAAGAAGGAGGAGGCGCUUUCCCACUCCUAAAGGAGCUUUGGAUACAAGAUAGUCCGAACUUAACAAACGCUUUGCCUAUUCUUCCUUCCUCGUCAACACUUGGAAUUGAAAAUUGUCCAUUGCUUGUUGUUUCAAUUCCAAGGAAUCCCAUCUUCACUGCAAUGAAAUUGAAUGGAAAUUCUCGUUACAUGAUUAUAAAAAAAUCGUCUCCAGGGUUGGUUAGUCUUAAGGGAGAUUUCCUGCUCAAGGGAAUGGAGCAAAUAGGUGGUAUCUCCACAUUUUUACAGGCAAUUGAAGUCAAGAAAUGUAAUUCACUCAAGUGCUUAAACCUGGAGCUGUUCCCCAACUUACGAAGUCUUGAGAUCAAAAGGUGCGCAAAUCUUGAAUCACUAUGUGCAGAUGAGGAAUGUCUUGUGGAUUUCACUUCUCUAGCUUCUCUGAAAAUAAUACAAUGUCCUAAUCUAGUAUACUUUCCCGAAUUACGUGCACCGGAAUUGAGAAAGCUUCAGUUACUUGAGUGCAUAAACUUGGAGUCGUUGCCUAAGCACAUGCAUUUCCUCUUCCCCUCCCUUGUGGAUCUGUGUCUAUAUGUUUGCUCAAAACUUGAGUUGUUUCCAGAAGGGGGUUUUCCCUCCAAAUUAGAGUCGCUAGAGAUCAUUGAGUGCCACAAACUCAUUCCUCAUCGCAUGCAAUGGCAUUUGCAACCACUCCCUUCUCUUUCAAAUCUUAAAAUUGGUCCAAUACAAGAUGCGGAAUUCUUCCCAGAGAAGAUGAUGAUGCUGCCCCCAAGUCUUACAUCACUUACAAUAUGGGGUCUUCUAAAUCUGAAAUCUCUGGAUUCAAAUGAGCUUCAACACCUCACCUCUCUGAGAAAAUUGGAGAUUGUGGCUUGCUCUGAGCUUGAAUCCAUGCCAGAAGAGGGGCUUCCCUCCUCCCUUUCUUCUCUUGCAAUCUGGGGAUGCCCUUUGCUAGAAUUAAGGUUGAAAAAAGGGGAAGAUUUGGACAAGAUUUCCCACAUCCCCAACGUAGAGAUUAAUGGGAGCAAGACCAUCUUCCCAGCUUGA